AAACUUUAAUCAAAGGACGUGGCUACAAUCAAGAGGGGUUAUCUGCUUGGUAUCUAAUACAGCCCAGCCCUCUUUGAUAGUGUCUCCCACCUUGUGGAACAGGCUACCUGAGGAGGUGAACCAUCCCGAGAAGUUUCUAGGAGCCAGUGUGAAAGAUGGCUGUGCAAUGCAAAAAGUCAGACGUGGUUAAAGCCCUGAAGAAUAUCUGCAAAGCUGAAGAGGUGCGCAGGGAGACGGAACUGAUGAUGAAGCCAUAUGCCAACUGGGAGGAGUAUCUAAUGCCCGGCCCCAUCUCAAUUGCCAUUUUAGGGGAGCUGGCAUGCAUCUCAGCAGGGCAGGGAGAUUUCUCCAUUAACAAGAAUCCACCUGCAGGGGGGUUUAAAUACAUCAAAUACCCAGACUCAUUCCUCACCUGCCUGAUGCAGGUGAGCAACAAGGGCUGGGAGGCCUUUAACAUCGCUCACAAGAAUAUGGACCAGAUCAGACUCCUCUCCAUGAGUGUCCCAGAGCAAAUGAAAAUCAUUGUCCAGAUUCUGUUCCAGGACACAGAGGUGGUGCAGGCCCUGCUCCCUGGGCAGCUGACCAGCAUGAAAUCCAUUGCUGAUGAAUGCACUUCUUUAGCCUUGACAGUCGAGAACAAAUUCAGUGAUGUCAUCUGCCUGAUCCAAGAAAUGCUGGAAGCCUGUUUGAGUUCAAAAAGCGGGUACGAAAAAGAGCUGGAAGAAACCAAACGGGUCUUGGAAGGCGUCAAGCUCAAACAAAAGGCAGCAGAAGCAGCCAAGAAGGAGGCAGAGGGAUACUACAGGAGCAUAAGACAGAAAGUGGAUGAAACAUACCAGGAUUACAGGAAGGCAAUGAAUAGCAUUCCAGAGGGCUGGGACGCCGUAGCUAUGAAUUUUGUUGCAGGUCUAACAGAAACCAUUACCACCCUGCCUCGUGUAGUUGCUAAUUUGUGUAAAUACCAUGUUGAGGAAAGAGAGGACAGUAGCGGCAAGUCAAACGGUGGAGCUGAAGAUGACCCCAUCGCACUGGGCAACAUUUGCUCCCACUCUGUGCAACUGGCAUCAUUGGGGAAUGCUCUGAAUCAGCUGGUGGACGAAGAAGGCAACAUUAACAUGGGCCUCCUUUACAACGAGAAAAACCAGCAAGUCAAGUCCUCUUGGACAAAGGAAACAGCUGAGCAGCUGCUAGAGAAGAUAAGUAAAGAAAAGGAUUGCAGCGUGAAAGGAAUGGCGGAGGAGAUAUGUAAUUCUGUCAUUAGUGUCUGUCAGAUCCUGGCUGAAGUAGCAACUUCUGGGAACAAAAAUGUAAAAGAGAAAAGCCUGAAAGAAAAAAUUAAAAAUCUAGUGCAAAAAGUUGCUCUCUUUGACAGCAAGAGCAAAUCACGCACAGGGGCACCACCUUUUUCUCCCAAGACACCCAACAUGGCAAAAUAUGAAGAUAAUUGUCAAGGGGGAAUGGAUGGAUCAGUACUGAUGACCAAUGCCCAUUACAAAGUCUUGCAAAGCAAAGAAAUGCUAAAGAUCACAGAAGAUGAGUACCAAAGGAGCUUUGAAAACUUCAAGAAGCAGAAUGAGGAGUUGACAGAGAUACUCAUUGCCAUGAGGUCAUGUGAGACAAAGGAGAUUGACUUUGAUACAGCCAGGAAGAUGCUAAUCAAAGGCUUGGAUGCUUUGGGAUGAGUGAAGGAGCAGUGGGAGAAGAUGGUCCGUUUCUUUCAGAUGAUUUCCAGCCUCAUAGAUUCCUGCCUCAGCCGUCGCAUUGCAGAAUUUGUAACCACCGCUGGAAAGGUCCGUGGGAUUGCAAACUACUCCAGCAAUGAUUUCGUAAAAGACCUGAUUUACAAGCAGGCGUUCAAUGCUUCCAAUGUGGCUCAUUUAGUGCAUAUGAUAUCCGAGACCUACACGGAAGUAUCUUCCAAAUACCUGAUGGACAAGGUCAGUAGCCUUGGCAGGCUUAUCUCCAUGGAGCCUUCCGAUCCCAAAUUCCAGGCCGAGCGCCUGAAGUUAGCAGCAGGAUGUGAUGAUGCUCGACAAGCGAUAGAGGAUCUGGUUGUGAAGAAGAAGAGAGAGUUUGAGAGCAACAUCCGGGCCAGAGUGGAGAAAAUCGAUUGUGAGCUGCUGGCUGUCUUGCCCGAAGUGCCCCAAGCAGAGAAAAAAGCAAUUGAAGAUAUUGUACAGAAGGGGAUGAGAGACAUGACUCUGCAGGAUGUCAACCAGUUCAUCUAGAAGGGUAUCUCAAUUCUCGGUUGCCUUUGCCACGAGCUGGAGCAGUCCCUAAUUCAUUCAUUUCUUUCUUUGGCCCUUUCUGCACUCUCCUUUUAAUCUAUGGUAUUAAAGCAAU
Molecule: messenger RNA, 2343 nt
Organism: Gekko japonicus
Lineage: Eukaryota; Metazoa; Chordata; Lepidosauria; Squamata; Gekkonidae
Exons: 3
Source: RefSeq, a predicted model, not a curated record